Messenger RNA from Calidris pugnax (ruff), 6340 nucleotides. It is a transcript of the gene MCC, whose product is annotated as mutated in colorectal cancers. Gene Ontology annotation, cellular component: cytoplasm. The coding region runs from base 557 to 3034 and encodes 825 amino acids. Lineage: Eukaryota; Metazoa; Chordata; Aves; Charadriiformes; Scolopacidae. The transcript has 17 exons. Gene Ontology annotation, biological process: negative regulation of canonical Wnt signaling pathway. The record is from RefSeq and is a predicted model, not a curated record.
GCUCACUGGCAGGGGAAACUUUAGCGUGAAGUGCAGCCUUGGUUUGUCUCAGGGAAGGGAGCUUUCUUCUCUUUUCCCUUCUCCCUCCCCGAACACUGAAGACUGUAGCAGCACCCUCCUUUUAAUUUCUCUGUGAACUCGCGUGAAGCUCAUCAAUUUUUUCUAAGUGCAUUAAGCAGCGUUGGGAGAUGCCCUUAAACAGAGUUGUGGAAAAGAGCAGCAUAAAACAGACAGCAGAGAUGAAGCACGCCUUGCAGAUGGACUAAGACAGCCCUGGGAUCCUGGCACGCAGCUCCUUCCCUGCAUUCUCUGAGCAGUUCACAGUGUUAACAAGUCUCUCGCAGCGAUGGAUUGUCUGUGAAGUCAAAACCAGUUUGGCUCUUUCAGAAGAUCUUGCAUCAUUAAUUUAAACUAUCAAUGAUGUGGAGUAAAAAUGGCUGUCUAGAGCAAAAUGUGUAAGGCGGAAAAAUUUUGGAGAAGAAAGUAUUGAAUCAGUUGAACAAAGCUUCGAAGCAUUAAAAUCUGCAGAAAUCGUCAAGCCCUGAGAAGUCUAAUCAUGAAUUCUGGAGUUGCUAUGAAAUAUGGAAAUGACUCCCCUGCAGAGCUGAGUGAGCUUCAUUUAGCAGCCCUGGCUUCGUUAAAGGGAGACAUAGUGGAGCUUAAUAAACGUCUACAACAAACAGAAAGGGAGCGUGACCUGCUGGAAAAGAAAUUGGCAAAAGCACAGUGUGAACAGUCCCACCUAAUGAGAGAACAUGAAGACGUGCAGGAGCGAACAACACUACGCUACGAGGAACGAAUCACAGAGCUGCACAGUAUCAUUGCUGAAUUAAAUAAGAAAAUUGAUCGGCUACAGGGAACAACAAUAAGGGAGGAAGAUGAGUAUUCAGAGCUGCGGUCGGAGCUCAGCCAAAGCCAGCAUGAGGUUAACGAAGACUCACGCAGCAUGGACCAGAAUUCUGUUUCGGUACCAGAGAAUCAGUCCACCAUGGUCACUGCAGAUAUGGAUAACUGUAGCGACUUGAAUUCAGAGCUGCAAAGAGUGCUAACAGGUCUGGAAAAUGUUGUCUGCGGGAGGAAGAAAAGCAGCUGCAGUUUAUCGGUAGCAGAAGUGGAUAGGCAUAUUGAACAACUCACUACCGCAAGUGAACAUUGUGAUUUAGCCAUUAAGACUGUAGAAGAGAUUGAGGGUGUUCUGGGACGUGACCUGUAUCCAAAUCUAUCUGAAGAAAGAUCUCGAUGGGAAAAGGAGCUCGCUGGCUUGCGGGAAGAGAAUGAGAGCCUCACGGCCAUGCUGUGUAGCAAAGAGGAGGAGCUGAACAGGACCAAGGCCACCAUGAAUGCUAUUCGUGAAGAAAGGGACAGGCUGCGCCGAAGGGUUCGGGAACUGCAAACACGUUUGCAAAGCGUGCAGGCAACAGGCCCAUCCAGCCCAAGUCGUCUCACUUCUGCCAACCGACCCGUUAACCCCAGCACGGGAGAGCUGAGCACAAGCAGCAGCAGCAAUGACAUCCCCAUAGCCAAGAUUGCUGAAAGAGUGAAGUUGUCAAAGACAAGAUCAGAGUCUUCAUCAUCUGAUAGACCUGUCUUAGGAUCAGAAAUCAGCAGCAUAGGGGUGUCUAGUACUGUGGCUGAACAUUUGGCACAUUCCCUCCAAGACUGCUCAAACAUCCAGGAAAUCUUCCAGACUCUUUAUUCACAUGGAUCUGCUAUCUCUGAAAGUAAAAUCCGAGAGUUUGAAGUGGAGACAGAGAGAUUAAAUAGCCGCAUUGAGCACCUGAAAUCACAGAAUGACUUGCUGACAAUAACACUGGAAGAGUGCAAGAGCAAUGCCGAGAGGAUGAGCAUGCUUGUCGGGAAGUACGAGUCCAACGCCACAGCCCUCAGGCUUGCACUGCAGUACAGUGAACAAUGCAUAGAAGCAUAUGAGCUACUGUUGGCAUUGGCAGAAAGUGAGCAGAGUCUCAUUCUUGGGCAGUUUAGAGCUGCAGGUGUUGGUUCUGUUGGGGACCAGACAGGUGAUGAAAACAUCACCCAGAUGCUUAAGAGAGCUCAUGACUGCAGGAAGACAGCUGAGAAUGCAGCAAAAGCCUUGCUGAUGAAACUAGAUGGGAGCUGCGGGGGAGCCUAUGCAGUCACUGGCUGUAGCGUGCAGCCCUGGGAAAGCCUGUCAUCCAACAGCCACACAAGUACUACCAGCUCAACUGCAAGCAGCUGUGAUACGGAAUUUACAAAGGAGGAUGAGCAGCGCCUGAAGGAUUACAUCCAGCAGUUGAAAAAUGACAGGGCAGCAGUGAAACUGACAAUGCUGGAGCUGGAAAGCAUCCACAUUGAUCCCCUUAGUUAUGACGUUAAACCUCGUGGAGACAGCCAGAGGCUAGACCUGGAAAAUGCGGUCUUGAUGCAGGAACUUAUGGCAAUGAAGGAGGAGAUGGCAGAGCUCAAGGCGCAGCUUUACCUGCUAGAGAAGGAGAAGAAGGCAUUGGAAUUGAAACUGAGCACUCGAGAAGCUCAGGAGCAGGCCUACCUUGUCCAUAUUGAGCACUUGAAGUCUGAAGUGGAAGAGCAAAAAGAGCAGAGAAUGAGGUCUCUCAGCUCAACCAGCAGCGGAAGCAAAGACAAAUUGGGCAAGGACUGCAGUGAUGGCGCCGCAACACCAUUAACACUGGCUGAGCUGAGACCCUACAACGAGAGUGAACUGACUGCUGAGCUGACAAAUGCACUCCGGAGGGAGAAGAAACUGAAAGCUAGAGUGCAAGAGUUGGUGAGUGCUUUGGAGAGACUCACGAAGAGCAGUGAAAUCAGACAUCAGCAGUCUGCAGAAUUUGUUAAUGACCUUAAAAGGGCAAACAGCAACUUGGUAGCAGCUUAUGAAAAAGCAAAGAAAAAGCAUCAAAAUAAGCUGAAGAAACUGGAAUCGCAAAUGAUGGCCAUGGUGGAGAGACAUGAAACACAAGUAAGGAUGCUCAAACAAAGAAUAGCUUUACUAGAAGAAGAGAACUCUAGACCACACACCAAUGAAACUUCACUUUAAACGCAUCUCUUUCAGAGAUGCUUAGUGCCAUUACAAAUGUCUGUCUGUUGGAGGCUGACUUUUAGGUAGCUUCAAACGCUAAAAGCUCUGACUGUCAACACUGACACAAUUAAAGCACCUGCUCUGGGGUCCCAGGGAGGUGCCAUGGGGAUAAUAUAAGCGUUAACCUUAAGGACUGUUUCAUAAUGUAAAAUGGCAGUGCCUGAAUUACCACGCUAUAAUUAUGUAUGUUGUCUGUGUCACUAUGUCUAUAUUCAUACUGCUUCUCUUCCAUUUUAUGUACAUCUCACGGCUGACAGUAUCACAUAUAGCAAAAUAAUUCACAUUUUAAGAGGUUUUAAUUUGGGUGGUUUGGAGGUAAUCUGUGAGUUUUCCCAAUCCCUCCGCACACAGCUCUGUGUUGUACCCCCCAGAUGUGCUGCUGAGGGUGAAACAGACAAGUGGGGCAGCAGCUGCAGAGUGGGGAGGUGAUGGGCUGGCUUGCUUUUUGCAGUAGUGCCGCUCAGAGUGCAGAUCAGGUAGGAAAACUCCUGUAGAUUUGGGGAGAAAAAAAGAAAAAAAAUCCAACAGCAAAAAACCCAAGAGACUCUAGUCACGUAUCUGAAAACUAUGAUAAUGGUGUAUUUCGUACAGUUUGUAAAAGAACUAACUAAAGCCUGUGAGUUUCACCAUGCCAGAUAGAUGGUCCAUGCCAAGGCUGGGUAAGAAAUGAUAGGAGACCUCCUGGCAUUUGUAUUGCAUGGUGUUUGCAGUUAUUUUGUGAAACCGUUGGGUUGGGUUUCUUUGUUUAAUACAUUAAUAGCCAUGGUUUUAUUUAAGAAGCUGGGCCAUUUCUGUCACGUGUAUAGUGCUUACUGCAGCUUUCUGUGAUCAAGAGGUAGAAUGUCUUCUUUUUAUACUUGUUUUGACCAAAAAAGGUACUUAUUAGGAAUGUACCUGUUUAAUAUUUAAUAGGCACAAAACUAUAAAUGUGUAGGUUUAUGGAUAUACAGCCACAAACAGAAUGUGAAUGGUGAAGCCUUCAUACAGCUUGUUAGGUUAGUUUUUUGUUACUGCUAACAUUCUGUUCUGUUUCAGUCGCAUCAUGUUACUGUAUUAUCAAAGUGACUGAACUGAAAAUGUUGGCCUAUUAUGAUAAUGAACAUUUUGCUUAAUAAGCAAAGCAUGGGGAUCCGGUUGAUUUCUCUGGGGAGCAUACAGGAGUCUGCCGUAACACCUGUUUCAUUCAGAAUUUCCUUCUUUUUCACCAAGUACAAGAAAUGGCUUCCAUGUUUGUUUCAACCUGCCAGAGUCCAUUAACUUCAUUAGCCUGUUAACGGUGUUACACCUGUACUUUGCAUUUUUCAGGCGCUGUUUGCAAGUGAAUCUGAUUUCAGUUGUCUGUCCUUUUUUGCUUUACACAGCAAGUUGCACCUAAACUUUUAUUAGUGUAUUUAGAAUUAUGGUAACUUCUCUCAUUUAUUCCUCCAAUUUUUAGGAAGUAUUAAGGAAGUAUUUUUAGAGGACUUGAACUGUUUUGUCUACUCCUGGGUUAGGCAUGGCAGCCAAAAUAGCUGUGGGAAUUUCUGUUCAGAAUACGGCAUUAUUGUUAAAAGUCUUGGUUACACAUGAAACUGUAGCAGUUGGUGUUCAUUACUGUAGCUGCUGUUUUCUUCUUUUCUUAGGGUAGUGAUUCCUACUUCUCUAGAGUCUGAUAUAGCAGCUACAAAAGCCAACAUCAUAUAUGAUUGAUUGCAAUAGCAGAACUAAUCCUGAUUUCAAAAUUAAGUUUUAGGUAGUGAUGCCCUGGGAUUGGCUUUGAUCAGUCCUCUUUCUCAAGAUAAUUGCACUUCUGAAUUUAUAAUGCAAACAGAAAUUUCUGCAAACCAAGUCUGUUGAGGGACCAAGCACGUUGAUUUCUUACUCUCUUUAUGACUUUGCUAAGUAUCUAAGGUGUUUCCCUUUCUUGGCCAAUGAGUUCCUCACCAACAGGAAUGUGGAGUUUUGCCAUAAACUGGUAGCCAAUUACACUUCUUUCUGAAGAAACACCAGAUUAUCCACUGUGUACUGUGGCAAAAACGCAGUUAAAAUUCUGUCAUCUUGCAUCUGGGAAACCCAUGUAACUUGAGUCAUCACAAACUCUCUGUGUGAAAUACCCUUAACUUACAGUGAUUGGAAACCACUGCCACAAUGGAUUUCCUGAGGCUCAAUUUUUUCUAUUUCAUGGUAGCUAGAGAAGCUGUAAACAAAAUACAAUGAAGCCUAAAGCAUUUGAAUUUAAAACUGUCUUUAAAGGAAAGAUACAAAUUAAGAAAGCAUGAAGUGCACCUGGGUUGAAAGGCAUGAAAACUGCAGUGUUCCUGUAGGAAACUGAAUAUUGUUUUACUAUAUUUACUGCGUUAUCUUCCCUGCCAACUAUGCUCUAAAAGUGUUUUAUGAUAAAUUAUAAAUCAUCAGUAAAUGUAAGCCACUUCUUCCCCUUUCUUUUUCUUGAGACUGGUAUUGUGCAGCCUCAGCAGUUUGCCAGGCCACCAGUUAUUUUGCCUAAACAAGCAGCUAUUGCUUCAUUUGUUGGCAUACUGGAAAAGGCCAAUAGAGAAGUGGCAAAAGGUUUACUCUUAUUGUGAAAACUGUUUUAAUAUUAACAAUUAGCUGCAGUUCCAAUGUGCCUGUUAAAAUGGCACCGACCCUCAGAAUAAAUGGCAAAAAAAUUAAUUCAAUUUAUGCAACAGUUUGAAAUACCAGCACACCAGCCGAUAGACCAGCGUGCAAAUCACCUUGAGUCACAGCAGCCUAACGCUCUUAACACUUGUUGCAGAAAUGAUACAUUUGCAAAGCAAGAAAAAUAGGUGGUUCUUGCCAACAGAGCCUAAGUUGAUCUAAGUUAAUUACUGAUUAAUUAAUCUUGGGGUGGUGUUUUUUUUUAAGUCACCAGAGUGCAUGAAACUUUGUACUUUACAGUGUGUUCAGAAAAAAGUACUCUUUUUUUCUAAUUAAAUGUAUAAAUCUUCACCAGCUUGAAUGUACUGUUAGCUAUUGCAAAGCACAUGUGACUAAGUUUGCAUUAAUGUCAGUAUUGUUCUACUAGUUUUAUUAGGAUUUUCUUAUCUUUUAAUACUGUACCAUACAUCGUAAUUUUAGAACCUUUUCACCUUACUGAAUUAGCUUUAAAUGUGUUGCUGCUUUUUAGUUUCCUAGCUGCUGUAAAAUAGCUAUUUUGUGUUUAUUUGAUAUAGAAUUGUAAAAACUGCAUUUAUUUAUACAGAGACAUUUAUAAUACUUAUUUUACAAAUGUUCUUAUAUUCUGAAUAAAUUUCUAAUGCUGUU